Rotaria sp. Silwood2 is the source of this 384-nucleotide messenger RNA. Lineage: Eukaryota; Metazoa; Rotifera; Eurotatoria; Philodinida; Philodinidae. The record is from the annotation of a GenBank genome assembly.
AUGUCGACAAGUAAAUCUGAAGUUAAAAAUCAUUUGACAACAAACAAUGUCGAACAUCUUACAUCGCCAUUAAUAUUUACUGAUGAAAGUGUUCAUUCAACAGAUUCUGAUAUUACUAAUGAUGCAUCAAUUAAUGCGAAAGAAACUCAUCGAAAUUCAUUAUCAAACCCUGAACUUGAUGAAUUAGAUGAUCAAUUACCUGCAUUAGAUUAUAGUAAGUAUCUUUUAGAUCAACAACAAUCAAAUUCGGAACACAUUCAACACGAUAAUUAUGCACAAAUUCCUCAUGAACAAGAUACAACCCCAGGUCGAAAACCUACGAUGGUAUACGACCGUACACGGCGUAAUACGGUAGAAAACGCCCGUCGUACACGGUCAUCGUAA